Scophthalmus maximus (turbot) is the source of this 4448-nucleotide messenger RNA. RefSeq names its product lysine-specific demethylase RSBN1L-like. The record is from RefSeq and is a predicted model, not a curated record. Gene Ontology annotation, cellular component: nucleus. NCBI's taxonomy places the organism in Eukaryota, Metazoa, Chordata, Actinopteri, Pleuronectiformes, Scophthalmidae. Bases 23 to 3613 code for a protein of 1196 amino acids. The transcript is spliced from 8 exons.
GUAAAAAAUAGAAACUUCCAAGAUGGCCGAGUCCGUGGACUCCAUGCAUUUCGCAGCAAACAGCAAAACAAAUUCCCCCAAACCCCUGAUAGCCAAGCGGCCGCCGGAGAGCCGACCGCAGUCUUCCAGCGACAUUUACCCGCCGCCCCCCAAGAAGGUCCGGGUGGAGGAGAAGGGCCUGAAGCACAGGAAAGUGAACGGAGAGGUGUGCGCAGGGGAGAAACACAACGGGAAGCAGAGUUGUGGGAGCCCAGCGAAAUGGAGUUUCGGCCCGGCCAAGGCGAGCCACUCCGCCGCCGCCGCCGCGGCGCCCGCGACUCCCGCCCGGAAAAUCUUCAAAAUCAGCAACUUCCUCGCCUCGCCGCUCAAGAUGAAGAAGGCGAAGGAGAAGCGACACCGGGAGAAGGAGAAGGGCGGCGAGGCGCAGCGGAGCUCCCCCGCGGCCGUGGAGCGACUGAGCCCAGCUAGCUGCCGUACAAAGAGCGAGAACGGCGACGUGAAACUGCUACAGAGAGAUCCGCGUGUGAAGGAGAAGGACCGAGAGAAGAAGAAGAGCAGAGACUGGAAGGAUCACAGUCUGCCACCUGUGCAUGACAUUGCGAGAGAGAACGGAGAAGCGACUCCUCCACAGAGAGAGCCGAAGGAGAAGCUCAAAGCUGGCUCAGAGGAAGACCUCCUGCUGAAGAAGCUCAAGAAGAAGAAGAAAAAGAAGCACAAAGAUGGGGAGCGGGUGAAGGAGAGGUACAGCCGACCCAAAAUGUACCACCGCUCGUGCCAGACGGUGUGCUCGGGAGUGUCUCUGGCUCUGCCCGAGUUCCUCAGUCGAAUUAAUGGAAAGAGCAGCAGCAGCAGCAGCAGCAGCAGCAACGACGGCGGCGGCAGCCUCCUCCACGCCACCACCACUUCACAACAUCAACACCACGAAGAUCCUCCUGCUACUGCCACCGCUACCUCCGCCUCCAUCUCCUCCAUGGUCAGGGACAGGCUGGGCUACAGCUCCCCGCUCCACUGUACGCCAGCGCCGGGCCUGUCCGGACUGGAGUUUGGUCGCCUGAUCCACAUUGAGCAGCAGGCCAACGGAGGAGCGUCCGUGGCGCACGCCUACAGCGAGCAGCUCUCCGGUCUGUCUCCGGCGGAGAUGCAGCGCUUCGCUCAGGAGUUUGUGACCCUGUCGUUCAGCGAGGAAGACGGCCAGGCCGCCAGCUUUGUGAUGGGAAUCAUUCACGGAGCGGCGUCCUACCUCCCAGACUUCCUGGACUACUUCUCCUAUAAGUUCCCCAACGCACCGGUGAAGAUGGAGGUGCUCGGAAAGAAGGACAUAGAGACGACAACCAUGGCCAACUUCCAUUCUCAGGUGAAGCGAACAUACUCCCAGGGAACAUACCGUGCCGGGGCCAUGCGGCAGGUCAGUCUGGUCGGAGCUGUGGACGAAGAGGUCGGAGACUACUUCCCAGAGUUCAUCAACAUGUUAGAAGAAUCUCCCUUUCUGGAGCGGACUCUGCCCUGGGGAACAUUCUCCAGUCUGCGGCUGCAGAGCCCCACGGAGAGCGACGACGGCCCCAUCAUGUGGGUCAGACCUGGAGAACAGAUGAUCCCCUUGGCAGACAUGCCAAAGUCGCCCUUCAAAAGGAAAAGGUCCACCAAUGAGAUAAAGAACCUGCAGUAUCUACCCAGAGCCAGUGAGCCCCGCGAGAUGCUGUUUGAGGACCGGACGAGAGCUCACGCCGAUCACAUCGGUCAGGGGUUUGAGAGACAGACGACUGCUGCUGUCGGUGUGCUAAAGGCCGUGCGCUGCGGAGAGGACAGUGACUUUCCUGCCCGGAUCACCAAAGACGUUGUGUGUUUCCACGCUGGAGAUUUCCCAGAUGUGGUCAUGAGGCUGCAGCUGGACCUGCACGAGCCCCCGCUGUCUCAGUGUGUUCAGUGGAUUGAUGAUGCCAAGCUGAACCAGCUACGGAGGGAGGGGAUCCGAUACGCCCGCAUCCAACUUUACCACGAUGACAUCUACUUCAUCCCCAGAGGAGUUGUCCACCAGUUCAAGACGGUGUCCGCGGUCUGCAGUCUGGCCUGGCAUAUCCGACUCAAACAAUAUCACCAACACGAAGAGAAGGAGGAAGAGGUGAAGGAAGAGAAAUGUGAACGUACAGAGGUCACACUUCAUAUCACAGAGGAGGAAGAAGACGAGGACAUGGAAGGGAAGGAAUGUGACCCUGCUGUACAGAGAGCGAUGAAGAUGGAGCGAGAAGAAAUCGAAGGAGGGGAGGGGCCACCCUCACAAAUACCAACACAGAUUUUCAAGGAGGAAGAGCAAGAGAGCAGAGCAGAGACGAAGGAGUUGUCAACGACACAGUCUCUACCUUUUGUCAAAAAGGAGAGAGACGAAGGUGUACUGACUCAUACACUAAUGGAGCCUAAAGCUGAGGAUGAUGAGAAGGGGGAAAGUAAGGAAGGGCAAGUUAGAGGUGCAGACACAUGCCAGACACUGCAGAAAGGCCACGAGGAGGGUGGAGUGGACAGUUCAUCCUUAAAGUCACUACAGCAAAUUAGGAAGGUGAAUAAUGUGGAGGAAGAGAGGCAGCAAAAGACAACUCUGUCAGGUCAAGGACUAAAAGAGAGACCUAAAGAUAGUAUAACAACUACUUAUAACACGCCACCGAUCAAGAAGGAUCGAGACAAAGGAAAAAGAGAGAAAGAUGAAAAGGAUAGGCCUAAAGACAAGGAGAGGAAGGACAAGGAGAGGAGUAAAGAGAAGGAGAGGGAUAAAAAGGACAGGGCCAAAGACAAGGAUAGAGAAAGAGACCGGAUGAGAGAGCAUGAUAAAGUGAAGGCCGAGCCAGGAAAGGAGGGUAGAACAUCGAUGCCGCUUUUGCCUCAGAUACGGAAAAAAGAGGAUGAUGAGCGGACAAGAGAGGGCAGCAAAGCCUCUCAAACCUCCCUGCACGCUCCGAAAGAUGAGAAAUGGGCCAGGGAGUGGGACGGGAAGACACAACCCCACGUUAAGAGAGAGAAGGAGCUCGAUAAAGACAAGGCAGGAGCACUGACUGCAUCCCACUUGCGGCCGGACAGAGAGGAGGCUCGAGACGCCUUUUCGCUUAAACACAAGUCUUCGAACGGGAAGAAGGAGAAGAGCGGGCUCAGGGAGGGCAAGGAGAGCAACACGUCGAGUAUGCAGGCAAAGUCGGGGAGAGAAGACAGCAAGGCGGGAACGCCCAAAACUGCGAGUAUUCAGGUUAAGAAAGAAGGAAAGAAGGACAAAGACAUCAGCAGUAAAGAUGAGAGGAAGAAAUCUUCUGGUCCCACGCCGCCAGAACAUAAACCACCACGGACGCUCAUCACCUUUGACCUUUUUAAGCCAAUGGAGGCUCAUCAGACUCUCGCCCUUUCCUUCACGGACAGUCGACCUAAGAGCCACCAUCACAGUGACUCUCGAGGCUCUUCCUCUAAGCCUGGAUCCGACAGUCGGACAGUUGUACCCUCGAAAGGACCAAGAACAAAGGACUCUGUGCAGGGAAAACCUGCCACGCCCCUACAGGACACUCGGCCCCCGCAGCACUUGUUAAAACAGCCCCUGAAAACACACCCGCCCCACACAGAGAAAGACUUACUACUAUGAAUGUCUCGAUGUCUAGUCUUCUAUUUUUUACUGUACAAUGUAUGCCGAGGUUUUGUUAAUAUAUUUGAAAUUGUAUCCUUCCUUUUAGACACGGACUGGUCUUUCUAAUUUGUAAUAGACGAGCGGGUGCAUUCCAUUACUUUUGCUGACACGGCCACAUCACUCCAGUGACGUAGAGAAACGAGGAUGUACUCUCCCAAGUAUUUUAACAGUGCCUAAGAAUGUAAGCUAAGUAGCUCACUUUACGUUUGUUAGCGAAUGUAUGUAGGCUCUAUACAAAAUGUAAUGUGACCCGUGUGUCAGUGCCUGUGCACUACUUAGCUUCUCUCUUAAAGCACCUAUUUUAGGUACUGGACAUGCCAAUCUGAAAACAACCAUUCUUACUCCCUGCUGUAGAAUUUACCUGUGUUCACUGUUUAAAAAAAUUAAAUAAAAAUGAUCAGCAAUUCACAGAGCUCCUGCUGAAAAUCCUUUGUUACUUUAGACGAUGGGGUUUGUUGUUUAUGACGCUCCAAAACCGGAGGAAGUAGUUGUUUUCAGACUGGACUUUGACUCACAGGGCUGUAAAUGAUACUGUAUGUACCAAAACUGUACAGUAUAGAUGUUAUUAGCACCAAUGUGAGAAAAUGUAUACAGAAAUUGCAUAUAUUUUUUGUAAGACAAGUUUUAUUUUCCAUAGAACUUAUUUAUAUUAUUUACGGUCUGUUUUUAUUUGAAACCAAUGUAUGUGAAAAGAUUGUUGUAAAUACAUUUUAUUUCCUAAGAUAAGACUUGGUAGUGUGAUUUAUACUCUGAUCAGAACCUUCUCAAUAAAUGGUUCAAAAUAUUGACUUAA